GGAAUGACGGCCUCUUGUCAGGCCGUCCAAGGUCGUCGAAACGUAAGGGCGCGCAGCUUCGAAAGGCUCUGACGUUUUUCCCGUGCCCAAAGUUCUAUUUUACCUUCUCCUUUUGCGUGUUCGGGUACUUUGAUAUAGGGUUUUUAACAUUACUAAUUUUCCUCAAAUAGUUUAACUAUCCAGAACCAGUGCUCACUUGUUUGUGAUAAAUUACUUUGAUUUGUCACAUUAGUUUACAAUUGGUCAGGUAUUACAUUGUCCAAAAGGAGCUAAACUGGGAAAUAAAGGCGAAUGCCCGUAAAACAUUCGCUUUACUCCCUACAAAACUUAGUGUGAACUUACGCUGUAUUGCACCACGAUAUUGCCAUUUGCGUGUGCUGUAUUGGGAAUAGACGUUUGAUCUGAAUAUCUUAGAGCGCGCUUUAAGAUAUAUGUCGCGACAUAUAUCAAAACUUAAAACUGUAUCUUUACCCGAAUCUACGCUAAAUAGUCCACCUUCUGACUACUUAAUGCCUUUAACAUGAAUCACUUACCUAAAGGAGGCAACAUUGCACGCCUUUGGCCUUAUGAUGAAGAACGGUUUAUGAAAUUUGUUUACAGGAAUUAUAAACACAGUCCACAUAAAUAUCAUCAACACUGGAGUGUCAGUCGCACGUGUUGAGUAACAGGUAUGUUUAUCAUCGAUUGAUAUCUGGGAAAAUUUAGCAGUUUAUAAGGGUUUUUAAAUAAGUUUGUUUCUUAUUGUGAACCAGUUUCAGUUUAGAAAUAACAAGAGGCUUGAUGGUCUGUGUCAGUCCUGGCAAUGAUGGUCUCUCAGUCGAUCCGACUUUCUUCUGAAAGAGUCGACGGCUGGUGCCCCAACCACAUGCUGAAGUAAUGAAUUCCACUCGUUGAUGAUUCGAAGGGAAAUUCGAUAGUCAGCUGACAAGUAAUUUUUUCUGGGCUUGUGAACUUUUUUGGAGUGUCCUCGUUAAUUCUCUGUUUUGAAUGACAAGAAAAAUGAAGGCACAUUAGGUACAGAUUUAUCACUUAGCAAUUUGAAAACUGUAAUCAAGCCGCCUUUAGUUCUGCAAUAUGAAAACGGGGAUAGAUUUAGCUUAGCCAGUCAAGCAUCAUACGGAAGCUUCGCUAUUCCGGGAAUCAGCUUAGUUGCUGUUCUCUGAAUCUUUUCCAAAAGCUCGAUGUCUUUUUUUAAGCAGAGGCUAGCCGCUUGUAUGCAGUACUCAAGUUUAGGACUCACAAACACUGUAUACAAUUAUUAUUAUUAUUUGAACACAUAAAUAUUGGUAGAAGAGGGCACCAAUAUAUAUGCGCCACACUUUUGUGUGAGGGCUGUCAUACUUCCCGGGUGCCCAGACCGAAGCAGGUGGUUUUCUUAGGGGCCACACCCGGAGCCUUCGAUCUGAAGGUCUGAUCCACGAGGCAGUGGAGCAUCGUAAGGAGAUGCAGUCCUAUGGUAGCUGGUGACCAAAAAUUGGUACGUACGCCAUUUGUUCCUUCGGGAUGCUGGAGCCGAUGUGCACCAUUGGUUUGGAAUCCGGUUAAAGCGCCGGACAUUCGCUUUUCAUCCUCUCAUUUUCGCAAACAAUACCCCCGCCACGAGAAUGCAGUGAGUAGAACUUCCCUGGAAGAGGCUGUAUACGCGUGGCCGUGUGAGAGCAUUGCGAGAGGGAGGAUGGGCCCACCCCACUCUCGGCCAUGCCAGAGCAUUUGGGGGCAAAACGUUUUAGCGUCGACAUGAUUAAAGGCCCUACGUAUUAACCAUAAAGUUCUAAACCCUUUGGCGGCCGUUGCACGGCAGUGUGCAGUGUUCUUUAAGUCUUGACUGACGAUGACUCCUAAGUCAUUGUGUCUGGACAACAGGUAGCUCAGUGUUAUUCAUCGUGUAUGUAUCUGUAUCUUGAUGGCCGAUGUGCAUCACAAUACCCAUGGAAGUAUUAUUCGGCAACUGCCAGGUUCGAGACCAUUAAGAUAAUUUUUCCAGGUCAUUUUGGAGUUGUAAGCUAUCAAUCUUACUUCGUAUCGCUCUCCAUAUCUUGACAUCGUCAGCGUAUAGCAAGGCCGAUGAUUAUAGUAGACGAGGGAAGUCAUUUAUAUAUAAGAGGAAUAACACUGGGUACUGAUUUGUACGAACUUCUAACACCUACUCCUCACUUGUUUAGUUACAUCACGUACCGUCGCGAAUGUCGAAGUGUGUGUAUAGCAUAAUUUAUUUUUAAAAGUUAAUCAUCACAGUAUAAACGAUUAGAGAGAGAGAGUGGGCUUACUCUCCCUACCCUCGACAGUACUAGAGCAUGUGGGAUUAUUGAGUAGCUCUAAAAAUUGAUCUUGCAAAAGAAACCCGUCAGAUAUUUUAAAAGAUCUCAUUCAUCCUUACAACUAGGACCGGGGCCGCCAACUUUAGUUUCGGAAUAAUAACUUUGCUGAUUAGGCUACUCUAGAUUUACAGUAGAGCAGCACGCACCGUGUAGGUUGUCGCUGUGGACUCAUGCGUCAUUGAUAAAGGGUAAAUCCACGGCAUCUUCAUUCACACUUUCCGCUUUGAUACUGUAUUUUGGAUCUGUUUGGAAAAGUAGUGCUUGGUUUACCUAUGUGUCGAAAGUGUACUGCGAACUCGCGACAAUGUAGAACCAGAGUUCAUCAUCACUAUAGCUUAUUACCACCUUGGAUUACCAACCAAUCUACUUAGGUACGUUAAACUAGGGUUAUCCAAUGUAUAAAUGAAUGUUAAUGGUUUAUCAAUAUCUGGCAAUUUGAAUAAACAAUUAGGCUCCAUUUUCCUUGUGGGAUUGAUGAUACCUUCAUGACCGGUGUUUAUGGUGUUUGUAAUAAUCCUUCAAACUUCAAUCAGGUAGUUUCAUUUACGAUUUUCAAAUAUAUACAGUAGGGAAACCUUGAGCUUUACAGUCAAACGUCUAACAGUUAUGUUUCUGUCCAGUCAGUCACCAUCAUACUUGACUCACCGGCUUAUUCUGAAGUUUGAGUUAACUGUUAGUUAUGAUAGGUGUGUAGUUAGGGGACGUCGUCUUAACGGCAUGAUGGCAAAUGUACUUUGUGUGCUGAUUAAGGUUCUUACCUAAAGAGUCAAGCUAUUCAUCAUCAUUGAUAUUCCGACUUUUGGAUAUUAGACAUUAACGUAGUGUCUGAUUUCCCUUUGGACACUAUGUAUUUGGUUUACUAAGGCGUCGUCAAAAAUGUGAUUUCUUUGUGAAUAGGAGCAUAGAUAAAACUUUUAUUGCUACCAUUAAUAAAUCCGUCCUUCAAUAGUGUACCUAGUGGCGCCGGAGUAUUAUCUCAGUUUCCUUCCCCUAUCAACUGGAGGUAUUGGAAACUGAAAACAUGUCGUCAGCAAGAAGAUAUGGAGAAUAGACUUGCAAAACUAUGGGUUUCUUCUAUAAUUCACCAACAUUUCAAAUGACUAGUGUGACAUUUUUCAUGGAUGACAAUCAGUAAACGUCCCUAAAAUAUAUUCUAGCCUAAGUUAUGAGACCAGAAUUACCUGCUAGUUAUGCUUUACUUGGAAGUUAAUUUGUGUAUUCUCAUCACACACUUCUUGAGGGCUAAUGAUUCUACCCGGUCGCUCAGUACGAUGUUUAUUGAGCAGCGUUCAAUCUCAGGACUUAGUGUUCGGAUGUUGAACCCUUUAUCUAUAAAGCUGAUACUGAUUAACGAACAUUUAUACUAUACUCUUCGUCCUUUAUGACUGUUUGAUUAAGGAAAUGUAUAACUGCUCUUAAUAUCCAAGCUAAUAGAAACCCUAUAUGUUAAUAGUAUAUUUUGCGAAAUCGUACUAGUGAUGUUUUUUGUUUGUAAAAUAAAUCUACCCACAAAAAAAUGUUCACUCUAUUUCUAUAUUAUUGUUUGUUGUUUUAUAUUUUAUUCUACAAUUCAGUAUCUGAUGUUCUUGGGUACAUUAGUUAAUUGUGUACUAAGAUUGUACUAUCAUCACUUGUUCUGAAUCACUCAACUGUACCAAUACUGGUCGAAGACCUUGGAAACGCCUUGCUGUUAGAAUAAUAUACCAAAAUAUAUGGCUAAUUUGCGAGCUUUCAUUGUCGGUAGUACUGGCGAAACAGGAAAAGCAUUAAUCAAAGCCUUAGCCAAAGAUACUAGAUACAGUUCUAUCAAAUUAAUUCAAAGGCGUAAAACAGAUGUUGAUUAUGGUUUUGAAAACAAAGAUUCUGAAAAUCGUUUCACUCAGAUUAUUAUAGAUUUCGACCAUUUAGAUGACUAUCAAGAAGUAUUUCAAGAUACUGAUGUGGGUUUUUGUGCCUUUGGGACAACCUUAAAAAAAUCAGGAAAGGAAAAAAUGAGGAUAAUAGACCAUGACUAUGUAAUUCAUAUUGCAAAGUUAAGUUCUGCAGCUGGAUGUAAAGAAUUUCAUCUUGUCAGUUCAAAAGCAGCAAAUAAAACAAGUAUCUUUUUUUAUCUUCAACUUAAAGGUGAAACAGAAUCAGAUUUAAUAUCCCUUAAUUUAUUUCCUAAAUGUCUUGCAAUUUAUCGUCCAGCUACUUUAUUAUGUUCACGUGUUGAAUCACGACUAGCGGAAAGAGCUUUUCAAAUUUUAUUGAAACCUUUCGCAUAUUUUGCACCGACAUUAUUAACAACACCAAUUGAUAUCCUUGCAAAGGCUAUGGCUAAUGCUCCAUUUAGUUCAAAAUUAAAAACUGAUUUAUCUGCACAGCAAGAAAAAUCAUUACCUAAAAAUGUGUAUAUUUUUGAAAAUUCUGAUAUUUUCUUACUUGCAUCAGACAACUAA
This is a messenger RNA of Schistosoma mattheei, 4759 nucleotides long. The record is from the annotation of a GenBank genome assembly. Lineage: Eukaryota; Metazoa; Platyhelminthes; Trematoda; Strigeidida; Schistosomatidae.